UUGGAUCUGGACGGUCUGGCGGCGUCGGCGCGUCUUGACUUCGCUGCAAUGCGGGGGUAGCGCACCUGUGGGCCCUGAUAAAGCGAAAGAAAAGAAAUCACCUGUUGCUCAACCUGUGAGAAAGCUACUUUUGUUCCAACCUGUGUGCCUGCUACUUUUCUCGCCUACAACGCAAACCUUUGUCUCUCUGUCAUUUUUUUCUUGCCUCACGUGGGCGUGACUUUCUUAACGUAACGUGGGUAGUUUUCUGUCUGACGUCACAAGGUGUCAGUAAUCCUGCACACUUUGACCCGAGGUCGAUACCAUUGUUGUUGAAAUGUGCCCAGGUCGCCCCUCCCUGAAAACGGUCCCUCUCCGAGGGGACUCCGCCUUUUCGACAGGUGAUCUCCUCGCACGGAGGUGAGAGAGGGGAGAGGAGGAGGAAGGAAAAUUUGCAACCGUGUUGUCACAUGGUAAUUUCAAACGAUACCGGACAAACAGAUUUAGUCACGUGGUGUGUGUGUUCUAAAUACCGGGAGCACCGAGCGCUGACGUUGAUUUAUCGUACGAACGCCAGCAAGUUUAUAGCGGCAAUCUAGUUCAAGUUGGGCCAAUGAAAGCUCGCUAGAGGAUGGACGGGAAUAAUCCGUACUAUGGCGGCUACCCACGAGAAGGGUACGAGGCGCAGCGGCCGAUGAUCCCGGCGUCGUACCAGCAGCACCAGGCCCGGUCGUCCUGCCUGUACGCCAACACCCAACAGCCGCAGCACGCCAUGCCCUACCCGCCGCCAAACAUGUCCGUCGUGGAGCUGGAUCAGCUGGACGCAGAACUUCCGGGCGGCGGCAUGCCGGGGCCCGGCCCCAUGGCGUCCUCGGGACCAGGCCCGACCCAGCCCGUCCACCACGCCGGCCCGCCCCCUGCCCCGCAGUCCAGCUGUGCCGUCAACAGGAACGAGAACCUGCCGUUCCCCUGGAUGAAGACCACCAAGUCUCACGCUCACGCCUGGAAGUCUCAGUGGCCAGGUGCGUCCUUCGCUGUUGAGGAUGAGAACAAGAGAACGCGCACAGCCUACACCCGGGGCCAGCUCCUGGAGCUGGAGAAGGAGUUUCACUUCAACAAGUACAUUUCCCGGCCGCGCAGGAUAGAGCUAGCCGCCAUGCUCAACCUCACAGAGAGACACAUCAAAAUCUGGUUCCAGAACCGCCGCAUGAAGUGGAAAAAGGAGCAGGCAAAGCGGCGGCCGCUGCCCGAGUCUGCCUCCAGCACGACCCCCGGGGGCAGCGGCGGGGCCGGCACCGCGGCGGGGGGCGCCGAGUCCACGGGGACCAGCGGCACCGACCCCGAGACUUCACCGGUCAGAGAGCCGGUCUCGACGCCUCCCGCCUCCACGUCUUUACCGGUGUCUCCACCUGUGAACUCAGGUGUACAGGGGACCUCAGCAGCUUCCCACACGGGCGGGGUUACCGUUCCCCCCGUGCACCAAACACUGCCUCAUAGCGUUACCGGACCGACAGAGCCCACACUCCAACGGGAAAACCUCUCACAGAGCCUGGCCUUUUCACGCUCCUGAUUCCCGCAAUAGAUACGUCAACAACGGCUCUCCGGUCAAUAGGACUAAUUUGUAAGGCAUUCUUGUGGGAUUUCUCCGAAUCAAAGGCAUCAACGCAGGUGGUUUUUCAUUAGAAAAACACCAGAAGAAAGGACUUGAAAUCUAUACCACAGAUAAACCUAUAUUUGCAAGAUAAUCGUUCUAGUCGGUCGACUCACAAAGCAGCUAUGUAGUACCAGGGGGAAUGAAACAAUCGUUUAGCGACGUUUUACAUAACCAAGACGCAAGUGUCCUGGAGGAAUACUUCCAAGUGUCGGCCGGACCCCGUCAAAGACUAGCCCGAUUUGCAUAAUGAAAGAGGUACAAAUUAGUAGGAAUUAUUAGACUGAGGGGCGGGCGGGGCGCGUGGUCAAGUCGAGGGCACGGGGUUACCCUUCAUUCUCAUGGAAAACUGCGAGUCGGCGGCGCCUUUACUAUGCAUGUCCGUCCCGUUUGUAGUGGGACAGGCCCGCCGGUAAAGACGGACACGGCGGCGGCGGGUUGAAAGGGACUCGCGCGCCGUGAUUAGAACGAUGUACAAGAUCGGAGACACACGAUAAAGAGCUCAGUACAUCCCUAGGGUAAGCAAGAGGCGUUAGCAUUGUGCUUCUGCAUAUUGGGAAAGGCUGACAAUGGAACCCGGCGGCUCCUUUGGUGCUCGUGACACACAGAAAAGAAACCCUAUAUUAUAUAUCAGUGUAUUUUUUUUCAGUUUGAAGGAAGCGACGACUACGUGCGAACAGGACGAGGUGUGAACGAAACCUUCCAGACAAAGCUAUUGUUUCCCAUCAUUCAUCAAACCAGACAUGUAGCAGACCCGUGACAAAUUGUUCGUUAGGAAGCCAAGAAAAAAUAAUGUGUACGGAGACAUGUGAAUAAAACAAUGUAGAAAUAUCAACUACAUUUUGAACGAGUCCGUUAUGAUAACGGAUAUAACGGAUUUUCCAGUGACGUUUGUAUUGGAACCGUUGCCCUUGAAACGCCUGGGCCCUGUACAAUAAUUAGUGUGAAAUCUGUACAAAUUAGUCCAGCGUUUAUGCUCCCUAGGUUUUUAUCAGUGACCUGGAAGCUCGCAGGUAUUUGUCAACCGGUUGUUGUGGGCUUCGUAGCGACGGGGUCCUCCUCUUGUAACCCCCGUAAAGAUCAAAUAUUGGAGCCAAACUCAGGCCUGUUUAGCGCCACAAUGUUUACAAGAACAUCAAUGUUAGAGGUCCUGAGUUCACAUCUGUAGCAAUGUUGCCCAAAUAAUCACAUACAAGUCUGUUGAUAUGAAGUGAAAUGCAAGCGAAAGACGAUUACUAUGAGUGAUUUGCGUGGCUUCACGACGCCGGUCGUUGGCUUGACAGAUCUGAGUGGUUUGGCUUAAAUGAGCGUUAUCAAUUUGCACUCUGAAUUGUUGACAAGAUUUGCCGUAGUCAAGGGAAACGGGAUACAAUAAUGAGAGAAAGAAGGCUAAAAAAACCUUGGCCGUUUCCGAACAAAAAAUCGACAUCAAACAAUCCGGAUUAGUCUGGUACUGGUGUGAGUUUCUGUUGUCCGGUUCAAAAAUGGCCCAACGUUUGGUGGGUCUGUGUUUUUUUCGACUGAUGAGGACAGACAGAGAUUACCCUUUUUCCUGGCCACUCUGGAGAAUUUGUCUACAAAGUCAGAGGAACGAAAGUUUUAAGAAACGGUAGGUACUUAAGUUAGAAUAUAUAGAUAUCCGGGACAGCUUUUCUGUACGGUAUGUACAUUUACGUCAGCAAGAAACGUCCGGUCUCAAAUCUGUAAACAUACUAAAAGUUUAGUGACUAAAACAUAAAACACGACUGAAAUUCGAUCCCUGGAAGAAUGACCUAUAGCUGCAUGUUAGCGCCAAGAAGUGCGCGUAAACUACAACGCUUUUCGGAAAAAAAUACUAGUCAAAUCAUAGAAAGUGGGCCUUUCUGUCUAUCAUCCCCAAAAUAUUGUCCGGAUAUUUUUGCUCAACUUAUGUCGCCAUUUUGGCGGCGACUAAAGCAGGCAAAACUGCAUUUUCUUUUUUUUUCAAGUAACCUAUCAGCAAUAUUCGGACAAUUCAAUGUUGAAAGCGGCUCAAUAGAUCUACCUUUGACUGGCAAAAAAACGAGGACGACCGUUCACACGUUUGGGUAGGGCCCGUACAUUUUUCGUACGACCGCAAACUGAGGGUAGUCUGGCCUUACAAAAUUCCACUGUCUGCUACGAAAAGGGCCCCACUAGAUCCUUGUCGGUGGUUGAUUCUGUGAAUUUCUGUCACAGCCUACUUGAAAAUUCUAUGCAUAAAACCCUACGACCACUGUGACGGCGCCGGUAGGACACAUUGAAACGUCGCUGAACGAUUGGCGGAGCUAUCUACCGCUUCUACCCCCUUGAAAGGACCAAAUUAAAGCAAUAAUCUAACACUCAGGAAUAUCACAGGAGAUAUAUUUCACAUAUCCAUCUCAAUAGUAAUUGGAAACCAUGCUGAUUUAUGGACCCAUAUUUUAUAGACCGCCAUCUGGGUCGACCACUGUGGAAACCGUACUAGAUAUAAUAGAGCUAGCCUUAGAACACAGGCUGAUAUGAAUGUAGCAAAGUUGUCUUUAUAUAGAAAUUUUAGAGUGUAAAAUCUAUUCAAUAUGUUCCUUGUGAUUAUUUAUUAAGACGCAAUCAAAGUUUUAAUGUUAAUAUAGAAACGUUUCUUGAAGUAUAUAAUCAGUGUCAUUUGCUCAGCUAUGUACGAAAACGCAAAGCUAUAAUUCGCUAUCGUUGGUGCUUGAUACUAUGUUAGAUCUGCCUUGUUACACGUGAGGAUGUGUAUCUACAGUGCCUGUUGUAAAAGUGUUCAGAAAAUGUGAUAGAGGAAAAGGCGUUAUAAAUACAUUAAACCGUUAUUUUCCCGUUUUA
Messenger RNA from Branchiostoma floridae (Florida lancelet), 4453 nucleotides. RefSeq names its product pancreas/duodenum homeobox protein 1-like. The record is from RefSeq and is a predicted model, not a curated record. Bases 611 to 1549 code for a protein of 312 amino acids. Gene Ontology annotation, cellular component: nucleus. The transcript is spliced from 2 exons. Gene Ontology annotation, molecular function: RNA polymerase II cis-regulatory region sequence-specific DNA binding; DNA-binding transcription factor activity, RNA polymerase II-specific. Gene Ontology annotation, biological process: regulation of transcription by RNA polymerase II. Lineage: Eukaryota; Metazoa; Chordata; Leptocardii; Amphioxiformes; Branchiostomatidae.